AUGGCUACGAGGAGCAGGAGGCCUGGCCAGGAGCCCCCAGGGAGCCGAGGUCACUCCCACAGAAAUUACAAAGGGAUGAGCCCCAAGGCACCCCUGUGCUUUGCAGAGAAAGGAGAAGAUCCAGGCUCCCGUGAAAGCCAGAGGAAGGACGGCAUCGUGGAGACCAGACAGGGCUCGUGGGGCACAGGAGCUGAGCCGUCCUUGGGAUCUGGCCUGGAGGGUAGGGCUGCUGGAGCACGCGUGCCGGGCAGCUCAGGCACACACACACACACACACACAGUGGUGGAAAAGGCUGGGCCCUGGAGAACUGAAGGAAUCCUGCCUUGGGGUGGAGCCACUAGGGUCAGACUUGGAGCCUCCUCUAGUCUUCUGGAGCCUAGAAUCCAGACCACUCACUCCUCUCCUCUCUCUCCACCCACAGCCAUCACCAGGCAGAGCCAGGUGGCCCAGGGCUCCAGGCACAAGCGAUGGAGAAGCCCGGAUGGCUCCCUUGACAAGCCCCACAGAGAAAAUGGACAGUGGGAGGAGCAGGGCGGGGGAGGACCAUGGCCAGCCCAAAGGAGAAGAGAGGAGCAGCAGGCUGACUGCGCUGGAGAAGGACGUCCUGGCAGAACAGGUGCUGCUGCCCACUCUCCUUGGCGCCUCAAGGGCAGGAGGACCCGGCCCAGAUCGCCAGUGAGGACCCCCCGCCGCAGACGGCGCCCGGACAGCCGCGAGGCCCGUCCCGCCUCCCCGAAGCGCCGCCGCCGCCACCUGGAGCCGGAGGCGCGCGAUCCCCUGGCGGCGGUGACCAGCAGACUCUGGCGCCGGGUGGGCGCGCUGGAGGUGGCGCUGGACGAGCUGCGGGCUCCGGGGGGAGCCUUCCUGCCUGGGCCCUCCCGCCGCACGCCACCCUCGGCCUCGCAGCGCGCCUGGCUCGCCUGGCAGCUGGCGCACGCGGGUGCGACCCUGCACUGGGCGGCCGCCCGGCUCUACACCCUGCUGGCCGCGCAGCCCGAGCCUUAGGGGCGCACCGCGCGCUCGCCUCCCCGCCGGCGAGCCUCCCUGCCGCGAGCCGGUCGGAUGAGGGCGCCCCUCGCCGGGACAGACGUCCCUGGCCGCCCGGUGCGCACCGGCACCCCCAGCUCGCCACCAGCCUGGCCCAGACCCGCGGGUGCGCGGAACGGGUUUCUGUGGGACCGCAGCUCCGCGGCCACCGGCGCCAGCUCAUGACACCGGCCAGGUGUCCCGAAGACACCCCGCGAGGGUGAGCCGUCAGAGCGAAACCCUUCUGUGCCUCUGGUGGCCUCCGAUCGCUGGAGGGACGGGAUUGGUGCUUUCUGGUCCCUCGGCGUAUCCCUGUUUUAGCCGAAAAAUAAAACACACGUGUCCUUUUUGGGGGGAGGGGGACUGCUGGAGACCGGGUUUCUUCAGGACGAAGCUUGAGAAGCUUAAACCCCUAACAAGGCUUCUACUGUGACAGGGGAGCCACGAGCCACGGGAUGGGUGAGGGGCUCCGCAGGGUGUCUGAGGCCCAAGUGAAACCACGUGUUUCCUUCCUUGCGGAAAGCCUCCUUUACACGGGUUCCAAUAAAUGUAU
Messenger RNA from Mustela lutreola (European mink), 1579 nucleotides. RefSeq lists its product as uncharacterized. Lineage: Eukaryota; Metazoa; Chordata; Mammalia; Carnivora; Mustelidae. The record is from RefSeq and is a predicted model, not a curated record. The transcript is spliced from 3 exons. The coding region runs from base 1 to 1005 and encodes 334 amino acids.